AACUUUAUCUCUUUUUUAUAUUUAAAUGACUCACGAAGUAAACUGAUUAAGAUAACUUUACAGCAAUUUUGUAUUUAAUAUUAUUAUUAGUAUUACGAAAUGGCAAUAAAUUUUUCUUCCUUUUAAUUAAGUUAGUGGGCGAAGUUCACCGCCAUAGGUGUCUGACCAAAUUAAAUAAUUUCUUGAUUAUUAAUAUUUUUUAUUAAGAAUUUUUCUUGUAAGAGCUUACUUUGAUACCAACAAUAAUGUCUACAGAUGGAAAUGAAGGAGCUGCGCCUGCAAGGCAUCCUAAUCCUCAACAAGCUGCCGCAUCUAAAAGAUUGCAACAGACACAAGCACAAGUUGAUGAAGUUGUGGACAUCAUGAGGACAAACGUGGAAAAAGUCUUAGAGCGAGAUCAAAAAUUGUCAGAAUUGGAUGAUCGUGCAGAUGCAUUACAACAAGGAGCAUCACAGUUUGAACAACAGGCCGGUAAACUUAAGCGAAAAUUUUGGUGGAAAAAUUGCAAAAUGUGGGCAAUUAUAAUUGUUGUCAUUAUUGUUAUUAUUGUUGUUAUUGUUGUUUCAACUACCACUUAAAUUUUGCCACCUCAGAUGCCAGAUUAUUUUUUAGAUCCUUUUCUUGCAUGCUAAAAAUAAUGUGAAGCAAUCAUAAGAAAAGUUGUGACUUGAAAAUACAAUAUUUAUUUUAAAAAAUUUGCUUUUUUUUUAUGUUCAUACAAAUAAAAAUAUCUGAAACCAGGAAAUAUUGCAUGUUUUUUUCCCUUAAUAUUUUUUAUUGUCCAAUUUAAUAUAUGGCUGUUAUUUCGAAUGUUUUGUUUCAUUUUAAUUUAUUUUAGUUAAUUACAUUAUUUUGCAUGUAGUUGUUUCUUGAUUUUGUUCAGAUCUCUUCACUUUUAAACAGUUUUUAAGUAGUAAUACAUUCAAAUAUUUUUUUAGCUUUUAUAUAUUGAAUGAGAUUUUUCCCUCAAUUUUAAUGAUUUGUGCUUUUUAUUAUAUUUAUUUCAGUCUUUUUUUUUGAUAAUAUGCUCGAUUGUUGUAGGUUGAAUAGUGUGUUAUAAGUUUUGUUUGAUAAAUUACUUUCAAAUGUAUAUAAAAGUAUUGAAUGUCUCUAAUAUAUUCUAUAAAUAUAUUUUAUAAGUUCUCAGAAGAUAUUAGUUUUUGAUGCAUGGUGGAUUUCUAGUUAUCUCACCGUGGGUGUUUUUUGAUAUUCUAAAAAUUUGCUAGCUGGUGUUUUAAAUCUGAAAUUCAAAAAUUUAGUGAUUAAUAUAUUUUUUUUUAUCAAAAAAAUCUCAAAAGUAUGAAUUUUAUGAAUUUUAAUUAAUAAUAUUGUAUCAGUUUUAUUUAAACUAUAAUUGUAAAAUUAUUCUGUUCCAAUAGAACAAAAGAGUUUUGAUAUUGUGAUAUUAAAUAAAGUAGAAAAACAUGCAAUAGCAACAGCGCCGUUAUCAGUAAGGAGACUUGGACACCAUUUGUUACAUUCUUUGCUUUUUACUGCAGAUGGUAGUUGCUGAAGCAAAUGUCUUUCUCAGGGAGGGAUAUUAGUUCUCUUAAAUGUUUUUCUAUUUUAUUUAAUGUUUUUUUUUUCGUAUACGAACACCAGUGAUUUAUUUAUUAUUGUGAGAUUAAAAAGGUGAGUAUUUAGCUUACAUUCCUUGAAAAAGAUGUAUUUUUUUGUGAUUGUAUUCUGUGGUUUGAAAUUGUCUCUCUGUAUAACAUGAAUUUAAAAUGUUUUACCAUCCUUUCUUCUUGAACUAUUUAAUUCUUUUUUUCGUUAUUUGAAUAAAUUGUUUGUUCUGUGAAAUUAUGUAUAAAAGCUAUGUUGAUGUGCGUGCGAAAAAGUUAUCUUAAAAUGCUUAACUGCAAAUUAUAUCGGACGUUGCUUUGGUCACAUUGUUUCUUUAUAGACAUAAGCUAGAACUUUUGAAUUUGUGUUUACAACUCUUUCCUUGUUGUUUUAUGUUAUUGAAUUUAUCGUUCUACAUUAUUGAGGGGAGGGAGCGUAUGGUUGUUAUGCAUAUUGUAUGGUUGCAAGUUAUGCAUAUUGUAAUUCAUGAUAAUUUUUUUAGAUAAGUAUAAUUCAAUUUAAAAACUUGCAAUUUGUUUAAAAAUAAAUAAUUAUUUUGACAGACUUUUAAAAAUUUAGUUUUACAACACUUAAGAUCUAAAAUUAUUAAAUGUACAGAUGCUUUUAUAACAGUAUUAAAGUGAUGAAAUUUGUAAGAUUUUAUGAAAAGCUAAGCAAAAAAGUUAAAUGUUUAACAUACAUGUUCAUUUCUUUAGUAUUUCUUUCAAAUUAAUAUGGCAUUUAGUAAAUUUAUUACAAUAAACGGUUUAUUUACUUGGAGCUUGCUACAAAUUCUUGAGAUUUUAAAUGUGUGAAAGUUAUAUAGAGUUGUAUAGAAUGAAAGAAAAUAGCAAUUUUUGUUGCAUUGAAUAGGGGAAAAAAUAUUGUAUUACAUAUUUUUAAUGCAAAUGUAUGUAAUCUUGUCCACAUAGUUGAAGGAAACUAAAUUGUGAAUUGAUUGAAAAGAAUGAAGUUGUAAAUAAUGAGUUAGAGCUGCUAAUUUUAAGCAAUGAAAAAAUAAAUAGGUGUGGGAAUAUGUUGUAAAAUAUCAGUAUUAUUUCCAUAACUUGUGUAUUAUUUGAUGAAUGUUAAUAAAAAGAAUAUAUCUGCA
Molecule: messenger RNA, 2677 nt
Organism: Parasteatoda tepidariorum (common house spider)
Lineage: Eukaryota; Metazoa; Arthropoda; Arachnida; Araneae; Theridiidae
Product: vesicle-associated membrane protein 3
Biological process (GO): vesicle-mediated transport
Cellular component (GO): membrane
Source: RefSeq, a predicted model, not a curated record